AUGAGGGCGCCCGUGAAAGCACCUUCAACUUGGGGUACUACAGCUCGUCGUCUCGCAUGUUGGUUGAUCUUCAUCUUUAUUUGCUACUGGAGUGCUGAAUGGAUCUCAGAUCAUAGGGGCGCAAUCUCUCAACUUCCCCUGGCCGGCACAUUAGUCGCAGCACCAACAAGGCUCUACCAGCAAUAUUUAUCCGGAAGAAGGCAAUUCAGUUCAUCUACGCUCAAGCUACAGGAGCAGUCUCAGCCUAUCAACAUGGGCUCUCAGACCAAGAACCUGGAUGGGCUCAAGGAGCAUCUCACUCAUGAUAAACUUGACGAGCUGCGAAACUUCUGGUUUGAGCAUAUCCCCGAGGAGGCCAACCGUAUCAUCGCUUCCCAAGAACUGCAAAAGAGAUGGUACUUCUCGGACAAAGAGUUCGACGAUGCCUGCGUCACUCGAUUCAGCCCUCCUCGGGACUCGCUAGACUGGCUGAGCCUGAUCAUUCUGCUCGACCAAAUUCCUCGCAACUCAUAUCGCGGCGAGGAAUCAUCCAUCUGCUUCACUUACUUCGACCCUCUGGCACAGCAAGUAUCCCUUGAAUCCAUCAAGCAGGGCAUCCCAGAUAAAGCACCCGAGAUUCGCUGGGUCUUCUCUCACCGCACCUGGUUCUACAUGCCCUUAAUGCACUCAGAGGAUGUAUCUGCACACGAAAAGGCUGUCGCUGCUUUUGAGCAGAUGAACCAGGAUAUACUGAGCUUGAUCGAGGGAACAAGCGGUGCAGAUGAGUAUGAGAGGAAAGCAAGAGAAGUUGUGCAGGCGGAUCCUGAAGCAGCAAAGGCAAGUGGUGAGACGAGCAAAGUGUUUGAGGAGAAGCAUAGAGUGAUUAUUGAGAGGUUUGGGAGAUAUCCGCAUAGAAAUAAGGCGCUUGGGCGGGAGGCAACGCCAGCGGAGGUGGAGUUUCUUGAGAGUGGAGGUGAUACGUUUGGUAGCUGA
Molecule: messenger RNA, 972 nt
Organism: Fusarium subglutinans
Lineage: Eukaryota; Fungi; Ascomycota; Sordariomycetes; Hypocreales; Nectriaceae
Exons: 3
Coding region: 1-972 (323 amino acids)
Molecular function (GO): protein binding
Source: RefSeq, a predicted model, not a curated record